Messenger RNA from Sciurus carolinensis (gray squirrel), 630 nucleotides. Its product is annotated as keratin-associated protein 5-2-like. Gene Ontology annotation, cellular component: keratin filament. The record is from RefSeq and is a predicted model, not a curated record. The transcript has a single exon. NCBI's taxonomy places the organism in Eukaryota, Metazoa, Chordata, Mammalia, Rodentia, Sciuridae. The coding region runs from base 1 to 630 and encodes 209 amino acids.
AUGUGCAACUCCUGUUGUGGAUCCUGCUGUUCCGGGCAGGGCUGUGGCUGCUGCCAGCCCAGGUGCUGCCAGACCACCUGCUGCAGGACCACCUGCUGCCGCCCCAGCUGCUGCUGUAGCCCCUGCUGUGGUGGAUGUGGUGGCUGUGGUGGCUCCAGUGGCUGUGGUGGGUGCGGUGGCUGUGGUGGCUCCAGUGGCUGUGGUGGGUGCGGUGGCUGUGGCUCCUGCUGCUGUCGGCCCAUCUGCUGUAGGACCACCUGCUGCAGGACCACCUGCUGCCGCCCCAGCUGCUGCUGUAACCCCUGCUGCGGUGGUUGCGGUGGCUGUGGUGGAUCCAGUGGCUGUGGUGGGUGCGGUGGCUGUGGUAGCUCCAGUGGUUGUGGCUACUCCUGCUGUCGCCCCACCUGCUGCCAGACCACCUGCUGCAGGACCAUCUGCUGCCGCCCCAGCUGCUGCGGUAGCCCCUGCUGUGGGGGUUGCGGUGGCUGUGGUGGCUCCAGUGGCUGUGGUGGGUGCGGUGGCUGUGGUGGCUCCAGUGGCUGUGGCUCCUGCUGCUGUCGCCCCACCUGCUGCCAGACCACCUGCUGCAGGACCACUUGCUGCCGCCCCAGCUGCUGUGGCUCCUGCUGA